Messenger RNA from Stomoxys calcitrans (stable fly), 936 nucleotides. Its product is annotated as alpha-tocopherol transfer protein-like. The coding region runs from base 1 to 936 and encodes 311 amino acids. Gene Ontology annotation, molecular function: phosphatidylinositol bisphosphate binding. Lineage: Eukaryota; Metazoa; Arthropoda; Insecta; Diptera; Muscidae. Gene Ontology annotation, cellular component: membrane. The record is from RefSeq and is a predicted model, not a curated record. The transcript is spliced from 3 exons.
AUGCCCAAUAUACGUCCCCUGCCAGAGGCCCUGCAGAAAGUAGCCUGUGAGGAAUUAAAUGAAGUGUCCGAACGCAUUGAACAGGACUUGAAAGAUUUGCGACAAUGGAUUGAAAAGCAGCCCCAUUUAAGAGCUCGCACUGAAGAUCAGUUUCUCAUAAGUUUUUUGCGGGGAUGUAAACAUAGCAUGGAAAAGGCCAAAUCAAAAAUUGACAACUACUAUACGCUGAGAACAAAAUAUCCCGAUUUUUAUACCAUACAAAAUAUUGAUGAUCCUAAAAUGAUUGAACUUUUUGACUUGGGAGUUGGUGUUAAUCUGCCCACACCACUGAAUGAAACCGGUCCUCGUUUAAUGUACAUAAGAACAGGAUCAUAUUCCACCGAUAAAUUCACGUUUGCCGAUGUCAUGUGCUUAGCCAAUGGUACCCAGGAAAUUACCAUAAUCAACGAUGACUACUCUGUGGUCAAUGGAUAUGUGCAAAUUCUAGAUAUGGCCAAUUACACCACCGCCCAUAUGAUGCAGAUAACUCCCACGGUGAUCAAAAAGAUGUCAGCUUAUGCCGAAGAUGCCACACCCACGCGUCUGAAGGCGGUACAUUUCAUCAAUGCUCCGGCAGCUUUGGACAAACUUUUCAAUAUUUCCAAAUCAUUGAUGCCGCCCAAACAACAGCAAAGGCUACAUAUGCAUGGCAUCAAUUGGCAAUCAACUUUGUUCGAACACAUUCCCCAAAAAUAUCUGCCCAAUGAGUUAGGUGGAGAAAAUGGAUCGCUGGAAGAAAUCAUACAACACAAUAGGAAUAUAUUUCAAGAAUAUCGCGAUUUCCUUAUCGAAGGACUAAAAUACGGAGUAGAUGAAAAAUUGAGAAUUGGUCCAGUCCCUGAUUAUGAUCAAAUAUUCGGAGUUGAUGGUUCAUUUCGCAAAUUGCAAGUUGACUAA